AAAGCUAGAGAAGAUGAAGAACAAGAUCAGCAGCAGGUACCCUCUUCUUGCUCAUUCUUCGCUACGCGGCUCUACUGCCGCCGGCGACGGCGACGGCGACGCCAAGUGCUUCCGCUGCGACCACCGGCCGGCGAUCGACGAGAUCGUCAGGGAGCAGUCCCUGGUGACGCAGCUGCGCGCCGUCGUCCUGCCUGCGCUGGAGACGAAGGCCGACGAGCGGGCGGAGCUCGUCGCGCAGCUGUUCGGGAGCAUACUGGAUUGCUCCAGGAAGGUGAUCUCCGCCCUGAGAUCUCACUACGUCGUCGGCGAGUCGCCUCCUCCUGAAGCUGCCGACGUCGUCGACAAAAGGAGGGCGAAAAGGAAGAACAGCGAGCACAGCAAGAAGGGUGAUGAUGAUCAGGCGAAAGCGAAGUCACAUGAGCAGAAGAGAAGCAGGAGAUACACUAACUCCACAUCACAGGUGACACCUGUUCCACAUUAUGAUGGUCAUCAAUGGAGAAAAUACGGCCAGAAGAAUAUUAACAACUCAAAGCAUCAAAGGAGCUACUAUAGAUGCACCUACAAGCAUGAACAGAACUGCAAGGCAACCAAGACAGUGCAACAGCUGGACGGCGCCGGUACUGAAACCAUCAUGUACACUGUGGUCUACUACGGGCAACACACCUGCAAGACCAACCUGAGCAGCAGCAAUGCUUCUCCCCAUGUUGUUGAGACAAGCACACCCCAGAGCAUCUCAUCAGCAUGCUCUGAUCCUGGUGAUUAUUACAGCCAUAAACUAGAGAGCAUGCACACACCAGAGCUGGCAGAAGUGUGCUCUGAACUUGGUUCCUCCUGCCAUGCCCUGGAGGUAGGGCACAGUGCACUGGGGCUGGAGGAUGAAGACAUGCACAAGCAGCUGAUUGAGACAUUUGCCUGUGGAUCUUUGGAUCUGGACAGCUGGGAGAUUGAUGCAAUUGUGAGAUCUGGUUUCUUCUGCUAGUUGAAUUUUGGUAUAAGUUCUGAUUAGUUUUGGUGAUUAGAUGAAGCUUUAAUCUGUUCAUAUGUAAGAUAAGGUUGUGGUGCUUGCUAUACUUUUGGUGAAUGUAAAAUAAAUAGUUCACUGCUUGCUAGAUAGCAAGUUAUGUUAAAAAUAUAUGGUUAUAUGUUGGUACUGUAAGAUGUAAUCAGCAAUCUUGAAGAGCUUUCCCCUUAAAUUUUAAUAGUGUGCAUAUUGAAGAUAUGAGACACGCUAUUUAUGGGGAAUGAUAAUAUAGGCUAUGA
Messenger RNA from Oryza brachyantha (malo sina), 1260 nucleotides. Its product is annotated as WRKY DNA-binding transcription factor 70-like. The transcript is spliced from 3 exons. The record is from RefSeq and is a predicted model, not a curated record. Gene Ontology annotation, biological process: regulation of DNA-templated transcription. Bases 14 to 979 code for a protein of 321 amino acids. Gene Ontology annotation, molecular function: sequence-specific DNA binding; DNA-binding transcription factor activity. Lineage: Eukaryota; Viridiplantae; Streptophyta; Magnoliopsida; Poales; Poaceae.